GCGCGUGCGGCCGCGUAAAAGAAAACAACAGGAAAUCAAGAUGGCGUCGCGAUAGCUAAUCAAUCGAAUUCCUGACAAUCUGCUCUGAGUGCUUUUACUUGCUAUAUCACUUUUAGGCGACCUUGUUAUGUUCAACAAAUUAAAACAAAAGAUUGCAGAUGGUGUAGAAGGUGUAAGUCCUGGAAGACAAACUCCGCUGAGGGGAAAAAAUGAUGAGAUACUUCCAUUUAAAUAUAAAAGACUUAAAAGCCCUGUUAUUGACUAUCGCAAUGGUCACAGUCAUGAAAGAUAUAACAGCACUUUAGAUAAUUCCUAUAAUGAACCACAACCAAAGCACUGUAAAUCAAGUCCACAAGAAGUCUUAGCACGCGUGCACCAUCUACUAGAGGUUGGUCGUGCUCAAGCACAAAAUAAUGGGAAAAUUGACGAUACAAUGGAUUCACAACCUGUAACUUUGCAGAAAGUUGUCAGACCAAAAAGUAGUACUCCACGCCAUUCAGUAGAUAAUGGACGCACAACACCAGUACCUAUUGAGCCAGGUGGACCUGUUUCUGAAAGUACUCCAAAUCAAUCCUUUUCGAAUUCAACUCCUCGACGGCAACGCAGGUCUUCCACCUCUUCAAAUGUGUCAGUGCCUGGUGAAGAAAGAUCAGAUGUUGAAUCAGAUGUUGAUGCAUCAAUGCGGACGGAACACUUGACGAUUAAUGAGCUUCGAGAAAUGUAUAGAAAACAAGAUAAGACUUUAAAAAGAUAUAAAAGGAAAUUUUCAGAGGUUGUGGAUGCUUACAAAGCACUUCAUAAAGAUAAAGAGAAACUUGAAAGCACUUUAACUUCUGGACAAGAUAAGCAAAUGAGAAAGAUAUCUGAACUAAAGGAGACAAUUGAACUUGAACAAGAAGGUAAACGCCAUCUUGAGGAAACUCUGCGAUUGAACUUAGAAGAAAAAGAUGACCAGAUUGUUGUGCUGCAAACACAGGUUCAACUUCUCAAAACUAAAUAUGGACUUUCUUCACCUGCAUCAGAUGUGGAUGUUGCUUCUUCAGUAGCAGUUGUGAAUGGGACAGUUAAUGAUCACAAUGAAACAAUUCAGACUCUACAAGAACAGAUCAACUUUUUGACUAAGGAAAUGGAUAAACUAAAGGUUGACAACGAUGCAGCACAUGCCACCAUUCUUCGUUGCGAUCAAGAGAAAAAAAUUGCCAUUGAAGAAGUGAUGAGCAACAUGCAGAACUCCAUGACUGAACAAGAUGAUCUCAGGUCGGAACUUGAUCUGCUUCGUGAUGAACUGAAUAACAGAGAUGUCACCAUAUUAAGAAUGCGUGAAGAAGAAGAGAAAAUGGAGAAUCAUAUUCGACAUGAAGUAUCGAAAGAGAUGAGAGAAGAGGUGUUAUCGGAAGCGUUGACGCAACAAGAAGCAGAAUUAAGAAAGUUCUUUGAAGAAAAAGAAGCUGCUGUGAAAGACACAUUUGCAAACAAGGUUCACGACUUACAACGAAUAUUGGAAGAAAAUGAGAAACAGAAACAACAAGCUAUCGAAGAAAAACAAUUAGAAGUGACGAAAAAGUCGGACCAAAUUCUCAUUCUUCAACAACAACUCGAUCAAUGGGCCGAGAAGGAGGAAAAAUUUCACACUAAAAUCGAAAAAAUCAUCGCAGAUAAAGAAGAAAGUGAAAGAAAAGUUUCGGGCUUGAAACAACAGAUUGAAGAAGAGCAGGCUAAGUACAGUAAGUUGGUUGAACAACAUGCGAAAGAACUCAAAGAAAAACAAGAUGAAUCUAACGAAAAGAUAGCAAAAGUAAAACGAACUUUCCAAACAAAAAUCUACGAUGUUCAAGAACAGCUACGGAAGAAAACUCAAGAUUUCAACGAAGCUAGCAAUAAACACAGGGACGAGUUAGAUGGGAAGAUCAAAGAAGCACAACAAAGCAUGCAGUCCGAACACGCUAAAGCGUCGCGAAAGCUUGAACUGAAAAUAUCAGACAUGAAAAAAAUGAUCAAAGAAUUACGCAAUAAAUUAAACGAGCAAGAAAAUAAAUGCAGUGAACUAGAAACCAGUUUGCAGGAUGCGAAAACUGAAGCUGAUCAAGCUAAAGCAAUCCGCGAGAGUUCAGAGUCGUUAAAUACGAGUUUAUACGAAUCCGAGUUGAAAAUAAAAGAGCUGAACGAUAGUAUGGUUGAGAAGGAAGCUUUGCAAAAACAAGCAGACGAAAUUGCAUCGUCAGCAAAAUUAGAGCUUGCGCAAGCCAAUGAGAAAGUGGUGGAGUUAAAUGAACUUAUCGCUACUAAAGACAAUGAAAUUCAGGAUCAUGUGAAAGAAAUAGAGACGCUACAAGAAAAGCAUGAAGAUCUUAAAUCAGAAAUCCAAAAAUAUUUACAGAUUAUAGAUAAUGUAAAUAAAGCUAGUAAAGAAAAAUUGACUGAACUUGAAAAUGAAAAGAUGAGGUCCCAAAAACUGCAGUUGGAGCUAACUGAUCAACUUCGUCACGUUGAACAUUUACGAACGGAACUCGAGUCUGUCGCCGGAAAUUUAGCGUCCGAGCGUUCUCGUGUCGAAGAACUAAAAACGGCGAAAUGUAGUUUGAACGAUGAAAUGCAGAGAAUGGUAGAUGGUCUAAAAGAAGAAGAAAUUAUGCUUCAAACUGAGUUAACGAACUUGAAAGCAAAAAUAACACUGGUAGAACAAGAAUCACAAGAGCUGACUAAGCAGUUACAUGACAAAGUAAACACAGCCGACGCUUUGUCAAAAAGCUUAGAGCACGCGAAUAAAGAAAUUAAAACAAAAGAUGAAGAAUAUAAUACUGAGUUAAAUAAUAAAAAUAAUGCAUUAAGUGAACUUUACGAGGAAUUACAAGCUAUGGAAGCCGGUUAUAAACAAAAAAUAGUUAACAUGGAGGAACAGUUGUCUCAAAAAGAUGCCGAGUUGGAUGUCAAACUAAAAGAAAAUUCCGAAGAAUGGCAAGAGAAAUUUCGUGAUUUUAUGAACGAUCAAGAUGCUAGUAUGAAUUCCAAAUUCGACGAGAUACAAAAGCAAGAAAUGGUUGCCAUAGAAACGCGUCAUGCCCAACGGAUGCAAGAUUUAACGGAAGAGUGGAAAAGAAGACUGGAAAAAGCUAAAAGCGAGUUCGAAGGAGAGAUCGCAAAAGUGAAGGACGGUGCUGAUCAACAAGUGUCGACGAAAGAAGAUUUCAUCGCUAAAUUAACGAAUGAACUUAACGAAACCAAAGAACUACAGGGGGAAGAAAUGAAAAAUAUUUUGAAGGAGAACGAACAGUUGAAACGCGAUGUAGUAGACAUCAACACGAAGGUAAAAGAACUUGAAGAAAAUUACGAACGCCAAUAUGAAGAACACGAGAAAGAGAUUGAAAUUUUAAAAGAAAAUUUAAAUAAUGAAAUCGAGAUUAUCCAAAAUAAGCACCAAACCGAGAUUGUAAGUUACAAUUUAAAAAUUGAAGAACUAGAGCGAACUAAAUCAGUCGAUUUUAAUGAACUUUCUAAAAGUCAUGCCGAAGAUCGAAAUAUUUUGUUGAAACAAAUUGACGAACUAUCUGUUAAUAUCGCUCAAAUGGAAAACCUAUGCUUGCAAAAAGACAUCACUCUGAGAGAAAAAUUAGACGAACUGUCUGUACAAAAAGAUGCCGAGUUAGUUGGAAAGCUAGAAGAAAUUUGUAGACAUAAAGAUACUGAAUUGGCUAACAAACUAAAAGAACACUCUAAACUGAAAGAUGCAGAACUAGCUGAAAAGCUAGAAGAAAUGCGCAAGCAAAAUCAUACCGAGUUAGAAGAGAAACUUGAAAAAAUAAAUCAAUUAAAUAAAUCCGAGUUGACUCGUAAGCUUAAAGAGUUAAGUGACCAGCACGAGAAAGAACUUGCAGAGAAAUUAGAACUGGAAAGCAACCAACGCAGAGACUUUAUGGAGAAACUUGAGAAAGAUUUAACCGAGAAGCAUGAGGAUGAAAUGAAUACUCUUAAGGAGAAGCAUCAAAGUACGGAGAAGAAGUUGAAGAAAAUUUUAGGUGAUCGAGACAAGAAGAACAAAACUUUACUAACGGAGACAGAAGCAAAGCACAGUGAGAUUGUUGAACAAUUAAAGAAUGAAUCCGCAUCCUUGAAAGUCUCGCUUAAUAAUCAAAUUUCUGAAAAAGACGAGGAAAUCCAUUCUUUACAAUUCAAAUUGAGCGAGACCAACUCUAAACUUAGUGAAAGUAGCGAACAGUUCGAAAAGGAACUCUCUGUGUAUAAGUCACGGGAGCAAGAUGCUUGGUCGCAGUUGGAGAAAGUCAAAACCGAACACAACCAACAACAAGAAAAGUCUGAGAAAGAGGUUGCCAAUUUAGAAUUGACACUUUUAGAAAGCAAGCGACAUGUUGAAGAACUUCAAUUACAAGUCAUGUCGGGCGAAAGCACCAGCAAGCAGAUAGACGAAAAGUUAUCCGAACUAUUGAGAGAGAAAGGUGAGCUGGAACAGAAGUUAAAUAGCCAGGAGCACUCCUACGAGGAGACUAUUCGUAAUCUUCAAAACGAAAACAGCUCUACAAAACAACACUACGAAGAAGCAUUAAGAAAUUUAGAAGAUCAACACAUGGAUAAAUUAAAAAACAUAGACAAGAACAAAGAAAAUGAAUUACUCCAAAAGGUUUCUGAAAGUGACGAAUCGAACAAAUCGAAGCUUUUGGAGAUAAAGAAAAAAGCCGAAACGAAAAUAGCGAAGAUGAAAAAAGACUAUGGUGAAAAAAUCUCUGCGGCGGAGAACAAAAUCAAAGAACUGGAAGAACAAAAACAAGUUUUAGAAUCACGUCUGGAAACAGAGUUGUCGUCGUUUCAAACACAGACAGAUAAACUAAAAGAGCUCCACGAAGAAGUGCUUGCAAAGAGAACAGAGGAGAUGCAGUUUGACAGUAGCAAAGAGAAGGUGAAAUACGAUAACGAGUUAAAGAUAGUUAAAGAGGAGUUGAAAGCUAAAUGUGCUGAGCUUGCAGAAAAAGAGGAUAAGAUUGAUGAUAUGAUUGUGGAUAAAAUGGAGGCUUUAAAAAGUCAGAAAGCGGAUUUGAAAGAAGAGCACGAAAUUGAAUUGAAGAAAGUGAGAGACGAAGUGACGAAACAAAUGGAAGGUACAGAGAAGAAAUUAACAGCAAAGGUUGAAGAGAAAGAAUUCGAAUACAGCUCAAGGGUGAAACAAAUGAUUAAAGAGUUUCAAACGCAACUUUCUGGUAAAGAUCGUGAAAUCCAAGAAGCUGUGCAAGAGGCUAUUGAAAUCGCACAGAAAGACGAACGUAAAAUCAUCACUGAGUACGAUGAACAGAUCAUGGAAUUCCAAAAAGAAUUACAUUUACGGGAAGGUGAAAUGAUUCAACUGCGAGAAGAGUCGGAACGGCAAAUCGACGAGCUGCAGUGUGAAAAGGAGGCGAUUGAGGCUGAGUGCAAAACAAAAAUUGAAUCGUUGGAGCAAGAUUAUUUGCAAAGGCUAGAUGAGCUGGUGAAAAGACACGAAGAAGAAUUAGUGAGCGCUUCACAGAAAGAUGUUAGCGUGGAAGAAGCAGAGUUAAAGAUGAGCGAGCAAAUGAAUGACAUCGAGAAAAGCUACGUCAGCAAAAUUCAAAACUUGGAGGACCAACAUCGUAACGAUAUGUUAGCUCAAGACAAGAAAUAUAAGCUUCAGUUGAAGAAAACAAAGAACGAAUUGAGGAAAUUGCUAGCAGAGAAAGGUGUGAAUAUGUUGAAUGGUGACGAAGGGGAUGCCGGGAGUCGUGGUAGCAGUAACCCUGGUUCUGACGUCGAGGAAUCAUCUGAUGUCGCUCAAUUAAAGGAGAAAGUCGUUUCUUUAACAAAAGAACUGUCAUCACUUCGCGAAAGAGAAAAGGUUUUAGCCAUGCAGGUGGAGAAAUCACCGGGCACUCCUCCGAAUCGUCCAGCAACUCUGUAUUUGGACGAAAGUUUGAAUGAUUCAAAUAGUUCUUCGCCAAAAACACCACAACCAUUGGAAUUCGAGUAUUUGCGAAAUAUUUUGUUCAACUAUAUGAUGGGAAAACAAAGAAAGCAAAUGGCGAAAGUUUUGACUGCGUUGGUACACUUCACUCCGUCACAGAUAGCACAAGUGUUAGCUAAGGUAGAUGAACAAGAAGCACAAAAGGUUGGCGGUGGCGGUUAUUUUUCUUUUGGACGGUGACGAUAAUUUGACGGAAUGUUGACACGUUAAAACGUUCUGGAGAGAAAAAGUAACUCAUGGCUAUAGCGAUGGUAAUACGGCUAAAAUUCCAGUCUUUACGAAGUAUGUAUCUGCCCUGUGAAAAAGACACUCAUUAGUUCUGGUCUGUAAAUUAUACUCGUUAAAUUAAAUCUUGUACAAGUAUCAACGAAGAAGAAACAGCAUUAUAUUUAUUGAAUGAAAAAUAUUGAAUUAUGAAAUGAAUUCAAACGUACUAGGAUUUAUUAAAACUUAUUCAGUAUAUAAUUUAUUAUUAUUAUUAUACAUAUCAAUAUUAAUCUUUUACAAUAUCUGUAUUUGUGCUCUCACGCGUUUGAUUGUGGCAGUGAGAUUUUGUUUACAUCGUCUUCCCACACGCAUUCGCUGUUGUUGUUUUGAGGUGUAAUCUUUACGACGAACGUCCUGCUCUUAUGUGAUAUCAUUGUCUUCUCGUAGCUGCGUUGCAGCGAUUUUGUGUUUUAAAUUUUGUUGUAGAUAAAUAUAUUUUCUUAUCGUGUAUUUAUAUCACUAAAUAAAUAUUGUAUAAAAGUAAUGGAAAGAAUGAUAAUUCUGUAUUGGGGUUUUUGGAAAA
This is a messenger RNA of Hydractinia symbiolongicarpus, 6773 nucleotides long. RefSeq names its product golgin subfamily A member 4-like. The transcript is spliced from 21 exons. Gene Ontology annotation, biological process: Golgi vesicle transport. Gene Ontology annotation, cellular component: Golgi apparatus. Lineage: Eukaryota; Metazoa; Cnidaria; Hydrozoa; Anthoathecata; Hydractiniidae. Bases 128 to 6163 code for a protein of 2011 amino acids. The record is from RefSeq and is a predicted model, not a curated record. Gene Ontology annotation, molecular function: small GTPase binding.